AUGAAGCUCAUCCUCCCUGUCUUUGCCAGUCUCAUGCUGCAGUACCAAGUGAACACAGAGUUUCUUGUCUUGAAAAAAUGUUCAAUGGGCUUUGGGAGAUGCAGAAACCAGUGCGCUGCAGAUGAAAAAGAGGUACAGAAAUGCAAGAAGAAAAAAUGUUGUCUUGACCCCAAAGUGGUCCAGUUUAUAAAAAGCUACCUGAAAAAUCAAAUACCCCACGUACUUGGCGACGACGUCCCAGAAAUGCUGAAAAUUGACAGAGAUUUUGCCAAGAUACAAACACGAUACGUUUUUCCUCUUCCCACGAGAAAUAGCAGCCUCCCUUCUGCCAGUACCAAAUCUGUCAUCACCCCAAAGGCCACCCCCGUGAAUCCAGAACCUGUCACAUCUACUGCUGUUUCUAGCAAGAGUGACACCAAAGGCAGCGUGGCAUCUGCCACUGCCUCCCCACCCCCAGCACCGCCACCACCGUGA
Molecule: messenger RNA, 474 nt
Organism: Lepus europaeus (European hare)
Lineage: Eukaryota; Metazoa; Chordata; Mammalia; Lagomorpha; Leporidae
Gene: DEFB129
Product: defensin beta 129
Exons: 2
Coding region: 1-474 (157 amino acids)
Biological process (GO): innate immune response
Cellular component (GO): extracellular region
Source: RefSeq, a predicted model, not a curated record